AUGUCGUCCCCGGUUGAAGUGGACGUGGACGUGCUCAUCGUUGGUGCGGGCCCCGUCGGUCUGAAUCUGGCAUACCAACUUCGACGAUUCUCGUCACCGCCCAUCUCUCCACGUCCAGAAUCAGCACCUAUAACGAUCCACAUUGUGGAAACACACCCCAAACCAGUGCAAGAAACAUUUGGGCGUGCCGUGACUUUCUGGCCACGAUCAAUGGAGAUCCUGUCCCAGAUGGGGCUUGCGGAACAGAUCACACAGCAGUGCGUCGCCGUACGGUCGUCCGCGGCGUACGACUCUACCGGCACCGAGGUAUUUGGACGAGGAUGGAGCUUUUUGGAGGGUAUUGAAGAUACGAGAUUUAAGUUUGCCAGUGUGCUGCGGCAGAAAUUCGUCGAGGACAGUUUUCGGGCCGAGCUGCGGAAACUGGGUGUUGAGGUCAGUGAGAUGAGGAAGUUUGUCGGACUCGAAGUUGAUGAUUCUGUGGGAGUCGGUGGAAAGGGGAGAGUCAAGGCUAGGAUCUUCGACAGCAGUGCUGGUGAGGGUAACGAGAGGGAAUAUAUGGUGAAGUGUCGUUAUUUGAUCGGGUGUGACGGAUCAAGAACCCUCGUACGUGGCGCCGCAGGAAUAGAGUCUGACGGAGACAGGACGGAAGAUAAAUGGGUGAGGAUUGACGGUGUCUUGAAAAGCACGACAAUGCCGAAACCUCGAUCGUACGGUGCCAUUGAGAGCCCCAUCUACGGCAACGUACUUUGGAUUCCCCUCGACCAUGGAGCGACCAGAAUUGGAUUUGCGCUGAACGAGGAGCGAAGGAAGAUGUACAAAGAGUUGAAUCAAGAGGCUUUUGUUCAGGAGGCCCAACUCUCGGUCAAGCCGUUCGACAUUGAAUACGAGAGAGUGGAUUGGGCAAGCGUGUACAGUGUCGGCCAACGUGUCGCAAAGAAUUUCUGGGCCAAAGAAUCUGUCUUCAUUGCGGGCGAUGCAGCUCACAGCCACAGUUCGGGCGCUGGACAAGGCAUGAAUGCUGGUAUGCAUGAUGCCGUUAAUCUCGGUUGGAAGCUGGCGCUCGUGUUGAUCGGCGUAUUGAAACGGGAAAUCCUGGAGACCUAUGAGCUCGAGAGGAGACCAAACGCAAGGAAACUGAUCAAGUAUGAUGAGGAUAUCAGCGUCCUUGUCUCAGGGAGGUUACCUAAGGACCGGGCAGGUGACAAGAGCGAGGAUCCGAAUGUUGUACUUGGAAGGAUUUUGCAAGAAGCUAAAGGAUUCAACACCGGCCUCACGAUUGGAUUUGAUCCCAAUAUCGCCGUUUCGAGAGAGGACGACGGCGACGAAGGUGCCGAAAUUCUUGCUAAACGGUCCAUCAUCCCCGCUCCGGCCAUUCCAGGUUACCGUGCGCCAGAUGUUCAAUUGUUAACGCCGGCGUUAUGGGAGCCCGUUUGGUUGCAGACUCUCUUGACCAACGUAGCGAGAUUCUACGUGCUUGUUUUUAUUGGAAAGUCACCACAAGGAAAGGACUCAUUUAUGGCAAUGAAGUCCGACGUUGGGAAGAACAAAUACCUGCAGGACCAGAGGACCUCAACUCCAAAAGCAGAGACAAAUGGUGUUCAUUUGAAUGGCUCUUCUGCUCCCAUGCGACCUUGGCCCGUGGACUUUAUCACCAUUCUGCCCGAAAAGGUCGGCAAUGCUUGGUUUGAGCUGGGAACCGAUCCUCUGGGGAAGGUGUACUAUGACAGGGACGGCGAGGCGAACCAGAGGUACGGCGUUGAAAUUGACUCAGGGGUCGUGUUCGUUGUCAGACCAGACGGCUGGAUCGGGGCGAGGUUUCCUAUGGCCCAAAAGGGCCUUGUGGACGAGAUUGAUGCGUACUUGGGUAGAUUACUUCAUCGAUAA
Molecule: messenger RNA, 1884 nt
Organism: Rhinocladiella mackenziei CBS 650.93
Lineage: Eukaryota; Fungi; Ascomycota; Eurotiomycetes; Chaetothyriales; Herpotrichiellaceae
Exons: 1
Coding region: 1-1884 (627 amino acids)
Molecular function (GO): FAD binding
Source: RefSeq, a predicted model, not a curated record